Molecule: messenger RNA, 486 nt
Organism: Ostertagia ostertagi
Lineage: Eukaryota; Metazoa; Nematoda; Chromadorea; Rhabditida; Trichostrongylidae
Source: the annotation of a GenBank genome assembly
AUGUCGCCCUAUGACGUGAAGAAUGUGGUCCGAGACGAGAUGUUGAUCUGGCUCUCUUUGAUUCUAAGUAUUGCAACCAGUGAUGCACAGCAGACCUGUGAAGACCUAACCAUUAUUGUAGCUGACGGCACUUUUGUCUUUCUAUUGAUGAUGUUGUCUUUCCAAGCAACACGGCUGUUUCUACUUUUUGCAGUAUGUGUGAAAGUGCUUAAAGAUGCGAUGAGCAAGGUUCCGGAAGCAGAAAAGUCGAAGCCUGACUUCAUUGCUAAGGCAAUUCGUGAACAUUGCGAGAGUAGUAAACUCAAGGAUCACAAAUUUUGCUUCUAUAUCGGAGCUUUGCCGGAGUCUGCAACCUCGAUGAUGGUAGACGUUACAAAACCUUUGUCAUGGUCCAUGCCACCAGAGAAAGUUUGUGAGAAAUUGAAAGCGAAGGACGCCCAGAUUUGUGAGCUCAAGUAUGGUGAGUGUUUUAGCAAUUACAAUUAG